Cladophialophora immunda is the source of this 2055-nucleotide messenger RNA. RefSeq lists its product as uncharacterized. Bases 1 to 2055 code for a protein of 684 amino acids. The transcript has 2 exons. Gene Ontology annotation, biological process: transmembrane transport. Gene Ontology annotation, molecular function: sulfate transmembrane transporter activity. The record is from RefSeq and is a predicted model, not a curated record. Lineage: Eukaryota; Fungi; Ascomycota; Eurotiomycetes; Chaetothyriales; Herpotrichiellaceae. Gene Ontology annotation, cellular component: membrane.
AUGCAGCUCUACGAGAGGGUGAAGAAUGAUUUCAAGACCGAUGUUACCUGGAACCGGGUCGUCCGUUACGGGAUUCAGGGCCUGCGUGCCGCCCCAGAAGCAUCAGGGAGAUAUGUCGUCGAGAAGGUCCCCAUUGUCGGGUGGCUGCCUCGCUACAACUAUCGAUGGCUCCUGACCGAUUUUGUGGCUGGCUUGACCCUGUCGCUCAUGUUGAUCCCCCAAGGUCUUGCCUAUGCCAAAAUCGCCAAAAUCCCCGUGCAAUAUGGUCUCAUGUCGUGCUGGGCGCCGGCAGUCAUCUACGCCAUCAUGGGAACAUCAAAAGAUGUCUCAACUGGACCGACUUCUUUGAUCGGUUUGAUGACCGCACAAGUCGUGGACGACCUCAAAAAGGAAGGAUACGCUCCAGAGGCAAUUUCAUCCGCAGUUGCCCUCUCGAUGGGCAUCUACAUGGCCGGUCUCGGUGUCUUGAAGUUGGGCUUUCUGCUCGACUUCAUUUCCUACCCAGUGCUCACCGGCUUCAUCUCUGCCGUUGCCAUCACCAUUGGCCUUGGCCAAGUCGCCAAUCUCAUCGGCGAGGACAACGUGGGCAGUGGCACCGCCAACCAGAUUCAUGACAUUUUGACCAACUUCGGCACCUGCAACGGACGUGCUGCAGGUGUCGGCUUUGCUGGCAUCAUUCUCCUGGUCGCCCUGCAAAAGGCUGGUGAGAGAUGGGGCAGCAAGAACAAGAUCAUCUGGUUCUUGUCCAUCACUCGAGCUUUCAUCGCUCUUCUGUUGUUCACCGGCAUCAGCUACGGCGUCAACAAGGGACGUGAUAGUGACGACUACCUAUUCGAUGUCAGCAAGGUCCCAUCCCUCAGCAUCCACACUCCCAAACCAGUCGACUCUGCUCUCCUUGGCAAAGUUGCUGGUCGCAGCAUUGCCGCUUUCCUUGGUGCCUCGAUUGAGCAUCUCGGAAUCUCCCGUGCCUUCGGCUUGAGGAACAACUAUGUCAUAGAUCCCAGUCAAGAGCUUUGCUAUUUGGGGGUGACGAACAUCUUCAACAGCUUCUUCACCGUCAUGGGUGUCGGUGGCGCCAUGUCCCGGACGGCGGUCAACUCCCAGUGCAACGUCAAAUCCCCGCUCUCAGGCCUCGUUACCACUGGUGUCAUCGUCCUCUCCAUCUACAAGAUGACUGGAGCGCUGUACUGGAUCCCGAAAGCCACGCUUGCUGCGAUCGUCAUCACGGCCAUCUGGCCACUCAUCGGCAAGCCAAGCACUUACUACCACUUCUGGAAAACUUCAUUGGCCGACUUUGUUGCAGCCAUGGUCGCAUUCUGGGUGUCUCUGUUCACAUCGACUGAGAUCGGUAUCGCCAGCGCUGUGGGCUUCAAUGUUGUAUACGUCUUGCUCCGCCAAGUUUUCAAGCAAGUGAAGACGGUCGGAGCCGACUCUCGUGCGGAACUUGCGGCUUCAUUGGACGGUUCGCGCGGGAUGCCGCCGCAUAUUCCUCCGGACACCCGGGUCUUCCGCUUCGAAGAAUCCUUCUUUUUCCCCAACAUCCAAAGGGUCAAGACCAACAUCUUGGACGUUAUCCAAACAUAUCAUGCUCCCGAAUAUAACAACCGCAACGGCGAGGAGGCGGAACGGAACUGGUCUGUUGAGGCGGAGAAACGUAUUGCACGGCUGCGCCGGAGGGCCAAGACUCAAGGAGUCAGCUUGCCACCGAUCAACGUCGUGAUCCUUGACUUCUCAAAGGUCAACUACUUCGAUACCAGCGGUGUCGUAGGCCUGAAGAACUUCUUUGCCGAGCUAAGACACUAUGCCGGCGACGGCACCGAAGUCCGCUUUGUUGCUCUCAACAGCAUGACCCGCAAACGCUUUGAGCGCGCCGGCUGGACCUUGCUGGACGGGGACACCUCCAUGGACACCUCAAAGGUGACGUCGGUGAGGGUUUUCCGAACUGUCGGCGACGCUGUUGUGGCCUCUCGACAAGACCAUGAAAUUUGCGAGGUCGUUGUCAAGACGGACAGCGUCGAGGAGAACACGACCAUCACCCAUCGUGAGAAGAUGUAA